Molecule: messenger RNA, 1328 nt
Organism: Caretta caretta (loggerhead turtle)
Lineage: Eukaryota; Metazoa; Chordata; Testudines; Cheloniidae
Gene: C5H18orf32
Product: chromosome 5 C18orf32 homolog
Source: RefSeq, a predicted model, not a curated record
GUGAUCAACGGGGCUCCUUUUCCCAUUGGCGCUGGGCCGGCGACGUCAUCAAUCCCGUCCGGAAGGCGGAAGUGAAGAGGCGGCUUCCGGCGCGGCGUCGCUCACAGCCCGAGCGGUGCUUGGCUGCGGUUGGGGUCGUUGCAGGAGGAGGAGCCGGCAGAUUCUGUCAGAGGAUUGGAAAGAACCAUGGUGUGCAUUCCUUGUAUUGUCAUUCCAGUUCUGCUCUGGGUCUAUAAGAAAUUCCUUGAGCCAUAUGUCUACCCUAUAAUUUCACCUUUUAUUAAGCGCAUAUGGCCUAGGAAAUCUGUGCAGGGAACACUGGCCACCAAACAAGGCCAAGGAGACAGUACUGGAACUAUUCUGGGGACUUCAACCACAAACCUAGGCCCAACAGAUGAUUCUGGAAUGUAUAAGAUUGAAAGCAAUGGGGUCGCAAAUGGAUUCACUACGGAGGGAUCAACGGAAGUUUCUGACAAGAAGACUGAUUAAAGGAACUUGUUCGUUAGGAGCUUCUCAUUGCUGCACAAUGUGAACUGGUGAUAUUGUUCCUCUUUGAGAUUUGGUGGCCCUUCUACCUGAAACGAAGCAUGAGUUGUUUGUAGCAGAGGGUUUCCUCUGCCACUGAAAUGUGUGAAUUUAGCAGCUUUCUCUUUAAGUUGUUUUAAACUAUUCUUAUUCCUUACUACAUUUUCCUCACUGAAAUUCUCUGCAUCUGUAAUGCAGUUCAGAUGAUAUGGUUAGAUAUCCUAGAUUAAUUUAUUUUUAUCAAUAAAUGAAGCUUUACAUGGUAAAUGUGUCAAAUUCUUAUAGUUGUCUUGUAAUUAAUCUAAAAUCUAUGUAUUUUACAACAGUUCCUGAAACUCAAACUUCAUUGUAGCUCAUUACUCUGCUCUCAGAGCUGCAUGCGAAAGGUUAGGGUUUCAUCCAAUAUAGUUUGAUGGAGUAAUGUGCAAUCUCUUGCUCUAAGAGCUAUAACUUUCCCCAUCCCUGCUAAACAUGUUAUGGAUUGUACUGAGGACACCAGCGUGUUUCUUGGCAAUGCUCUGAAGAAAAUUUAUAAAAGAGAUCUCCACCUGGUAACCAAUAAGCUAGAAUAGGUGCAGUAUUUACAGGAUAUAUUUAGUUUAUUGGACGCAGAAAGCAAGCCCGGAGGAAUGGCAGGGACAUAGCAUGAGAGAAUUACUACUUUGUGCAAGCUGCUGUAGUUAAGAUGGUAGAUGUCAGAAUUGUAAAAUUCAGAAUGAGUCCAGAAAAAUCUGGUUAACCUGCUUGUGUAACUUAACUAAAACAAACUGGCAUUUUAUUAAAACAUUUGUUUCUUAUAAAAA